Messenger RNA from Magnolia sinica, 6648 nucleotides. RefSeq names its product protein NETWORKED 1D-like. The record is from RefSeq and is a predicted model, not a curated record. The transcript has 5 exons. Gene Ontology annotation, cellular component: plasma membrane. NCBI's taxonomy places the organism in Eukaryota, Viridiplantae, Streptophyta, Magnoliopsida, Magnoliales, Magnoliaceae. Gene Ontology annotation, molecular function: actin filament binding. The coding region runs from base 397 to 6366 and encodes 1989 amino acids.
UUCCUUUUUCCUUUUCUCGCUUGCACAGAAUCAAACACAAAAAAGAAAGAGAGAGAGAGAGAGAGAGAUGGGGUGAAAGGGUAGAGAAAGCAGCUGUGGAUGUUGCAUUACAGCUGCUGAUCAAACCCCUCUUUCAGUUCGUUCUGGUAGUUUUAAUGCGUUGGGAGUAAGGAUUUUGGAUAUAUUGCUUGGUUUUUGGAUGCUGGUUCCGUCGAUCAGGUGCGGAGAUUAAAAGAGUAGAAGAGUUCUUUUUUAGCAUUGAAUUGGUGGAUUGGAAGUCGUUUGGCUCUGGUUCUGGCUUGGACCUAUUUACCUGGUUUUUAUAUUGGUACACAAGGAUCGGGCUUUUUUCACAAUCAGAGCAGAUAGUGUUUUGUUGCUGUUGCCGUUGGAGAAAUGGCAGCAUUGUCACAUCCUGAAUCGAGACGGCUGUAUUCAUGGUGGUGGGACAGCCAUAUCAGCCCAAAGAAUUCGAAAUGGCUUCAAGAAAAUCUUACAGAUAUGGAUAUGAAGGUGAAAACAAUGAUCAAGCUUAUAGAAGAAGACGCAGAUUCCUUUGCAAGGAGGGCAGAGAUGUACUACAAGAAACGUCCAGAGCUUAUGAAACUGGUUGAGGAGUUCUAUCGGGCAUACCGUGCUUUGGCAGAAAGGUAUGAUCAUGCAACUGGAGAGCUCCGGCAGGCACAUCGAACCAUGGCGGAAGCAUUCCCCAACCAGAUCCCAUUUGCUCUCACUGACGAUUCUCCCUCGGGCUCUUCUGCGACGGAGGCAGAACCGCGGACACCCGAAACACCGCACCCCAUACGUACACUUUUUUAUUCUGAUCAUGACGACUUGCAAAAGGAUGCUUUAGGGCUUUCAUCGCAUCACCAUGUUAUCAAAAGGAAUGGAGCAUGCACCGACGACAGUGAGGCUGUUGCAAGGAAAAAAGGGUUGAAACAGCUCAAUGAUUUGCUUUCGCCGGCAGAGGGGGUGGACCAUGUAAAGCUAGGGGAAGGGCGGGUGAGGAAAGGCUUGAAUUUUCGAGAAGAGGAGAGGCAAAGUUCUGAGAAUAAGACACAUGAUGCAUCUCGAGACCUCCAAAAACACGGUGUGGAAGAUAGAGAGGAGGCUGGUGGUAAAACAAGAGGUCUGCGAGAUGAAAUUUCUAGAUUAUCGGCCGAGAAAGGGAAUCUUGAGAAGAGGGUCAUGUCAGAGUCCGAACGUGCUGGCAAAGCUGAAGCUGAGGUUGAGAGCCGAAGGAAAGCCCUGUCCACAUUGAAAGCGGAAAAGGAAGCCGCCUUGCAUCAGUACCAGCAGUGCUUGGAAAGGGUGUCGAGUCUGGAGGCUGAAAUUUCUUGUGGAAAAGAAGAUCUUUACAGACUUAAUGGUGAGAUUUCUAAAUUCUUGGCCGAGAAAGAGAAUCUCGAGAAGAGGGUUAUGUCAGAAUUUGAACGUGCUAGUAAAGCUGAAGCUGAGGUUGCAAGUCGACAGGAAGCCUUGUCAGCGUUGCAAGCUGAAAAGGAAGCCGUCUUGCAUCAAUACCUGCAGUGCUUGGAAAGAGUGUCAAACCUGGAGGCUGAAAUUUUUCAUGGGCAAGAAGAUCUCAAUCGGCUUAACAGUGAGAUUUCUAAAUUAUCAGUUGAGAAGCAGGAUCUUGAGAAGAGGGUCAUGUCAGAAUCCCAACGUGCUGGUAAAGCUGAAGCUGAGGUUGACAGCCGACAGAAAGACCUCUUUGCAUUACAAGCUGAAAAGGAAGCUGCUCUACAUCAAUACCAGCAAUGCAUGGAAAGGUUGUCUAUCUUGGAGGCUGAAGUUUCUCGAUGGCAAGAAGGUUUCAACAAACUUAAUGGUGAGAUCUCUAGAUUGUCAAUCGAGAACCAGAAUCUCGAGACGAGGGUCAUGUCAGAAUCCGAACGUGCUGGUAAAGCUGAAGCUGAGAUUGAGAGCCUACGGAAAGCCCUAUCUGCAUUACAAGCUGAAAAGGAAGCCACCCUACAUCAAUACCUGCAGUGCUUGGAAAGGGUGUCUAACUUGGAGGCGGAAAUUUCUCGUGGGCAAGAAGAUGUUGACAGGCUUAAUGGUGAGGUUUCUAAAUUAUCUACCAAGAACCAGAUUCUUGAGACAAGGGUCAUUUCGGAGUCCGAACGAGCUGGUAAAGCUGAAGUCGAGAUCGAGAGCCUACAGAAAACAGUAUCUGCAUUACAAGCUGAAAAGGAGGCGACCCUACAUCAAUACCAGCAAUGCUUGGAGAGGGUGUCUAACCUGGAGGCUGAAAUUUUCCAUCGGCAAGAAGAAGCCAACAAGCUUAACAGCAAGCUACAAAUGGUGGCAGCAGCAUUAAAUGGUGCUGAAGAACGCUCUCUUCUGUUGGAGAAAACAAACGAAUCUCUACAGUCGGAGGUGGGGGCUUUGAUGCAGAAGGCAAUGAUGCAGCAACAAGAACUCGCAAGUAAGAGCGAGGAGUUGGAGAAGCUCAGCAUCUGCAUUCAAGAUGAGCGCCUGCAUUUGAUGCAGGCUGAAGCAGCACUCCAGUCUCUGCAGGAUUUGCAUUUGCAAUCUCAAGAAGAGCAGAGGGUUUUGGCAUCGGAACUUCAACAUGGGGUUCAGAUGUUGAAGGACAUGGAGUUCAUGAAACAGGGCUUGGAGGAUGAAGUCCAGCGGAUCAAAGAAGAAAACCACGGCUUAAAUGAACAGAACCUUUCGUCUGCUUUGUCGAUAAAGAAUCUGCAAGAUGAUAUCUUUAGCUUGAAGGAGGCGAAUGGGAAGCUUGAGGAGGAAGUCGGGCUCCGCACCGACCAAAGAAAUGCACUUCAGCAAGAGAUUUACUGUUUGAAAGAAGAAAUAAAUGAUUUGGGCAGGAGACACCGAGACGUGAUAGUGCAAGUUGAGUCAGUGGGUUUGAAUGCGGAGUGUCUCCAAUCAUCCGUGAAGGACUUGCGGGAUGAGAACUCAAGCCUGAAAGAGACCCGAAAGAGAAGUGAAGAUGAGAAAUUAGUUCUUUUGAAGAAGUUGGAAGAGAUGGAAAAGCUUAAAGAAAAGAAUGUGGUUUUGGAGAUCUCCCUUUCAGAUGUGAGUGCGGAGUUAGAAGGGUCGAGAGAGAAGUUAAAGGCAUUGGAAGAAUCCCUCCAGUCUCUUCAGGGAGAGAAGUCCGCCCUCAUCGCUGAGAAGUACACGCUUGUCUCUCUGGUUGAAAGCCUCACGGAGAAUGUGGAGAACCUUGAGGAGAAGAAUACUUUCUUGGAGAAUUCUCUGUCCGAGGCAAAUGCCGAACUCGAAGGGUCGAGAGAUAAGUCAAAGAGCUUAGAAGAAUCCUGCCGGUCUCUCCAGGAUGAAAUAUCCGGGCAUCUCGCUGAAAGGGGCUGUCUGGUCUCUCAAGUAGAAAUCAUCAGGCAGUGUCUGGAAGAGCUUGAGAAAAGGCAUGCAGAUUUAGAAGACGAGCGGUUGGGCCUCGAGAAGGAGAGAGAAUUGGUACGCUGUCGCAUCACUGAGCUACAAGCAUCCUUGGAUCUUGAAAAGCAAGAACAUGCAUGUUAUAUCCAGUCAAGCAAGGCUCAGCUGGCUGCAUUGGAAGACCAGAUAUGGCUCCUGCAGGAAGAAUCCCAGGGGAGGGAGAAAGAGCUCGAAGAGGAACAGGUUAACGUCAUGAAUGCUCAGUUUGAGAUAUUUGUCUUGCAGAGUUGUAUCAAUGAUGCAAAGGAAAGGCAGUUGGCUCUUUUGAUGGAAUGUCGGGAGCUCAUCGAGGCUUCCGAGCAUGCGGAGAAACAGAUUUUGGAGCUGAAGCAGGAAAAUCAUCUGCAGGAGGAAAAAGUGAAGUCCUUAGAAGAGAACGAUGAAAAGCAGAGAACAGGGUUUCAUCAGGUUUUAAAAUCACUUGAUAUUGAUGCAGAUGGUGGAUUACCGUAUGCAUAUCUCGCCCUCAUUCUAGAAAAGAUUAAAGGCAUGCGGAAUUCCAUUUUGGAUGCCGAGGACGACAGGCUACAGUUGCUUUUUGAGAAAGCUGUUUUUAUAACUCUUCUGGAGGAACUAAGACUAGCAGCAUCAGAUCUGAGGUCAGAAAAGUAUGCUCUCGAGCAGGAGUCUGAAAUCAGGAACAAGGAGCUGGUGAUGCUGCAAGCUGAAAAGUAUCAACUCCUGGAGAUGAAUGAAGGGUUGAGGCAGGAGGUGGAGGCAGGCCGCAGAAGGGUUGAGCUAUUACAGGGCGAGAUGGAGAUGAUGUGUGGACAGUUGUCAGAUUCUCAAGAGGCUUACCAGACAUCACAGAAUGAGAAUUGCAAGCUGCUCGAAGAAAACCGAUCGUUGGUGAAGGAAUUAUGUGAUCUUAGGGCAGAAAACAACAUGCUGGAAGCAGAAAACAAUGGUAUCCUUAGAGAAGCGAUGAUUCUGGGCAAUCUUUCAUUGGUUUUUGAGGGCAUUAGUGCUGAGAAGGCCAUGGAAUUAGAAGUGCUUAAUGAUGAUCUGGACCAUCUUCGUGGGGUUAAUUAUGAUCUUCAGAAGUUUAGAGUAAUGGCAGAAAUGUUACAAGCGGAAAAUUCACGUCUCAAGAAGUCAGUUGAAGAUCUGGAAGAGAUCAGGAACCAUUCGUUGGUUUUAGAGGAUGAACUGAUCACAGUCAGAAAUGUCAGUGAACAGUUGACUCAUCAACUUGUAGUUGGAAAAGAAGUUUUGAGUCAGAAGGAAGCGAAGCUGUCACAAGCUGAUCUGAAGCUUGAAGCUAUACAGAGUGAGAACUCAGAACUACGAAAGGAAAUUGCAGAAAUUCAAACCAGAGAAGAGAAUUUGAAUUCUGAACUGACUGGAAAAAUUAAGGAGGUUGGACUUUGGGAGACUGAGGCUGCUGCACUGUACAAUGAUCUUCAAAUCUCCACCAUCCAUGCAUCAGUGUUAGAAGGGAAGGCCCGCGAGCUGAUUGGAUCAUGUGAGAGCCUUGAAGAGAGUGGCACACUUCAGAGAGAAAUGUUCAAUGAUGAAAGGGUCUUGAAAAAUGCAGAUAUUGAGGAGCUGAAGGAAAAGAUAAGUGUGUUGGAAACAGAAAAUGGAGGAAUUAGAGCAGAACUGACAGCUUAUCUGCCUCUCGUCUUAUGCUUGAAAGAUACCAUAUCAUCUCUAGAAGACCACGCCCGUUCAUUGAGGAGCCAUGCCACAGACAGUCAGGAAAUGCAGGAUGCUGCGACCGUGAGUCAUCAGCAUGGAAAGGGUGGCCAGGAUCUGAUUGAAGCUCAUGAUGCUGUGGUGCCAGCUGGGAUUGUUGAGUUGCAGAAUUUGCAGAAAAAGGUUCAUGCGGUUGAGAAGGCAAUGAUGGAAAUGGAGAGGCGCUCAAUGUUGGAAAGCUCAGUUGCAAAUGCCAGAUUUGAGGCUUCGAUGAAAGAGAUAGAAGAGUUAAAAUCGAAAAAUGGUUCGGUGCAGGACAUUGAGACAAGCAAGGUUGUCGUUAUUGAACUCGAAGAGGAGGACGCGGGGCCCAAUAAUGAUGUUGAGCUGCAGAAAAAUGAAGAGGAAAUUUCCAAAACGAAGAAUGGGGUCAUGAUGAAAGAUAUUCAGCUUGACCAUGUUUCAGAUUCUUUAUCCUAUGAAAAUGGCAGCAUUUGUUCGUACGGAAGUGGUCGGAGAGGGAAUGCUGAGGCAGAUGAUCAGAUGCUUGAAUUAUGGGAAACAGCCGAACAGGGAAAUAGCCGGGGGCCAAUGGCAAACAAAACAAAAAAGCCAACAUCUACAGCAACGAAGGACGUGAUAGAGUAUCAUCAGAUCGAGGCAGUGGAGGAACAGAAGAGCGAAUACCCGUCUUCUGAAUUACAGGCCGAGAAAGAACUAGGGGUCGACAAGCUAGAGGUGCCCAAGAAAAUCACGGAGCCACAGCAGGAACGGAAUAGGAGGAUCCUAGAGAGGCUCGCUUCUGAUGCUCAGCGGCUAACAAAUCUUCAAACAAGCAUACAAGAACUGAAAAGGAAGACCGAGAACCCCGACAAGAGCAAGCAGCUGGCAGGCGUUGAAUACGAAGAUGUAAAGGCGCAGUUAAAAGAAGUUGAGCAAUCCAUCUCACAGUUGGUUGACAUUAACAGCAAAUGGACGAAGAAAACUGAAGAUGGUUCCACAUCUUUAGACAGCAAGUCCGAGGAGUCCCAAGAAACGGGGAAUGUUGGGAGUAGGCAACUUUCUGUGCGGGCACGGAGAUGGUCUGAAAAGAUUGGAAGGUUAGAGUUGGAGGUGCAAAGGAUCCAGUUUGUCUUGGUCAAACUUGAGGAUGAAUGCGAAAGCAAAGGAGCCAAAGCCAUCGAGCGAAGAACAAGAGUUCUACUGAGAGACUAUCUCUAUGGAGGGAGAACAAAACAUGGGCGGAAGAAGCGUCCUUUCUGUGCAUGUAUGAGACCUUCAACAAGGGAGGACUGACUUCUGGACUGGACCCAAUUUGGUAAUAUGAGAAAAGCCAGUGGAGCUAAAGCUGCUAGUUCGGCGGCAUGAGAAUGCGGAGGUAAGAUCAUUCAGGCAUCACAACUGGUACACUUAUGAAUUCGACAACUUAUCUUUUCGUUCUCUACACCUUGUUUUCGAUAUGGUGUCUUACUUGAGACAUUGCUAUAUUAGCUGGAAUUCUUCUUUAGUUUUAGAGGAUAUGUAAAUUUCAGGCUUGCUCUAAUUAAAGUAGCUGGUCACAUCCCAUGAGCUUGUUUA